AUGAGGAGGCCUGGAACCAGCCUGCCUGAGCCUUACACUGUCCUUGAUCUUGUGUGACCCAUCUAUAUAUCUGACAGACAGGCUCACACGUCCCAGAAGUGUGAGAGAUCAUCACAGCUUAGCUGCAAGCCUGCAAGAAGCUUCUUCUUGUUUCUUUUUCUCCUCGUCGUCGUCGGCGAGAUCACGAUGAUGAUGCUGCUGCUGCGGCCGUCGGCGGCGGCGGCGGCGGCGCCGUUCGCGUACGCGAAGGUGGACAAGGUGGACGCCGAGGAGGCGCGGCACCUGCAGGCGCAGUACCUGAUCCACAAGGUGCUGGAGGGGUCGUCGGCGGCGAGGGGGAGGGGGAGGGGGAGGAGGCCGGCGGCGAGGCAGGUCGGCGUCCGGCUCAGGCGGCUCAGGCUCGCCGCCCGGAGCGUCCGGCUGCGCCUCUGCCGGGGACUGCAGAGGCACCUCCGGAGCCUGAGGCGGCUCGUCCGCGGCAGCUCGGCUCUCCAUGAUUCGUCUUCUUGCUCUUGAGCUCUCCCAUAUCGUCUUCUUCCUUUUGGCUCGUGUUCUUGAGCUCCUCAUGCAUGUCUCGAGCAGUAGCAGCAGCAACUUGUUCUUGCUGCCUGUGUUGCUCGAAGCGAUGGCUCUAAUGGCGUCCGUGCUUUGAUCAAAGAUCGGUUCUUUUUUCCUUUCGAAGAGUUGAAAGAACGGAUCUUUUGUAUGCGUUUAGGUGGACUGUAGCACGCAAAAAAUGUAAUGUAAAGAUGUUCCUGUUGUGGCAUUUUUGCCUCCUGUUUAACUCGAUCUGUACACUAAGGGAGUGUUUGAAGAGAAGGGGAUUGAGGAGAUUGGGAAGAUACGCAAAACGAGGUAAGCCAUUAGGUCAUGAUUAAUUGAGUAUUAACUAUUUUAAAUUUCAAAAAUGGAUUAAUAUGAUUUUUUAAAGCAACUUUCCUAUUGAAAUUUUUUGCAAAAAACGCACCGUUUAGUAGUUUGAAAAGCGUGCGCGCGGAAAACGAGAGACAAUCUCUCCUAUCUCCACCUAACGAACACUCCCUAAACAAAGAUGUUCCUGUUAUGGCAUUUUUGCUCCUGUUUAGCUCGUAACCAAGCUUGAAUCUUUUUGUGGUCUUGUGCUGCUGAAAGAUAUGUUUUUCUUGUUGAUCUGAUACAUGCAUGUUGAUGUAGUUUUUGAUGAAAAAAUCAAAUGCAAUGCUUCUUGA
This is a messenger RNA of Oryza sativa Japonica Group (Japanese rice), 1208 nucleotides long. RefSeq lists its product as uncharacterized. NCBI's taxonomy places the organism in Eukaryota, Viridiplantae, Streptophyta, Magnoliopsida, Poales, Poaceae. The record is from RefSeq and is a predicted model, not a curated record.